CUCUCUCCAUUUUCUUACCUAAUAUCCAAUGCCAUUGGGGUUUGUUGAGAGAGUUAGGUAGCUCAAGUUCCUUUUCAUUCCAUUCAUCUUCUGUUUCUGCGCGAACUCAAGCUCUGAUUUUGGCGGAUUAUAGAAAACUGGAAUUUGUUCUUCGAUUUUGUCUGCAAAUCGUUUGAAACUGGAGGUGUGUAUGCUUUAUCUGAUUUUGGCGGAUUAUAGAAAACUGGAAUUUGUUCUUCGAUUUUGUCUGCAAAUCGUUUGAAACUGGAGAUGGCUCAUGGAAGUUUUAUUUGUUGAUCAUUAUUUCUUGGUUCUGUAAAUUGUCGGCUUUUGCUUUCUGUUUGAAAAUUGACAGUUGUUAUUGUUGGGUAUCGAUCCUUGGCCGCUCGGGAAGUUUUUGGGAUGCCCGUGGAUUCGGAUGUUACCUGAUGGCUGUCAAUUGAUCGUAUAGAAUAGAAUUUAGGGCUUUUGCAGAGUUGUGAUGUAAAUUUUGGGGUUUUUAACGUUGAUUGGAAAGCGGAACGCGUGAGGGAUUACGAAGCGCUUCUAAUGGGUGGAUAUUGACAGGACUGUAUAUGAAAUUUAUCAGAUUUAUCAGAUAUUGACUGAAUAUUGACAGGACUGUUUAUAUUAAGUUUCGGGAUAGGUUUAGGGAUAGGGUUAGGGAUAGGUUGCGGUACAAUUGUAAGCAGAAGCAAUGAUUAUCAAGGAAGUUGAAGAGGUUGAGGAGUCGGAGGGUAAAGAAGAAGAGAAUGUGAGGAUUGAAAGGGUUGCCAAAAGAGCAGUCGUAGGAGCAGGGGCUCGCUUCCUCUUUUAUCCAACACUUUUGUAUAAUAUUGUUCGGAACAAGCUUCAAGCGGAGUUUCGAUGGUGGGACAUGGUUGAUCAGUAUCUCUUAUUAGGUGCUGUUCCAUUUCCUAAAGACGUGCAACGCUUGAAGGAGCUUGGUGUUGGAGGAGUUGUUACACUGAAUGAGGCUUAUGAGACGCUGGUUCCUUCCUCCAUGUAUCAGGAACAAGGCAUUAAACAUCUCGUGAUUCCCACAAGAGAUUAUCUGUUUGCUCCUUCUUUUGAGGACAUACAUCGAGCUGUGGAUUUCAUUCAUGAGAAUGCAAUUUGUGGAAAGACAACAUAUGUUCACUGUAAAGCUGGAAGAGGUCGAAGUACUACAGUUGUUCUCUGUUAUCUGGUGGAGUAUAGGCAAAUGACACCUGAUGAUGCAUAUGCAUAUGUAAGGUCUAAGAGGCCAAGAGUUUUGCUGGCAGCUUCCCAGUGGAAGGCUGUUCAAGAUUACACUAAGCGGAUACACCAGAAGCAGACAAAAUUGAUUGUUCCUGUUAGAUUUUCCCUGCCAGAACAGUUUCCUAUUACGCCUCUAUACAUAUCCCAUACAUCAUAUGAAGGCAAUUUAACUGUGAACAAAACAGAGGUGAAUGUAUGUUAUGAUGAUUCAAUCGUGAUUGUGACAAGUGCUGAUCUUGAGGGAUAUAGAAGUAUUGAAAGCUCUGGUCUCAUUGGUAAUGAUAUGUGGAAUGAACUUGGAGUGACUUAUCGAGUGAGUUUUGUUGCUGCAAGAAGAGUGGUGGGAGUAGCAAGAGCUUCAGCAGCAUUUGCAAGGCUCUCCUACCUGUGGCUUGGCUGUCAGGCUGAAAGUAAGUUGUGCUCAAAAGAUCUGCCUGUGCCAUCACUUAAGGCUUUGAAAACUUUUGAAUGCUGUUCAUCUGUGGCAGAGCAGUUGCCCGGCAUGAGGACUGAUGUUCCUGUAUGCCCACAGGGUAUAGUAAAUUGUUGAGGUAUUUAUUAGGCAAAAAUGUUUUAUGCAUUGAACAGUCUGUAUGUAAACAAGAGUUGUGUACAAUUUCGUUUUCCAUUCGUCCAUAGAGCUUUAAAUGCUGCCCUUUUUAAAAUCUUAUGUUAGCUUGCACAGCACAUUCCAGGAAACAGGGCUCAGUAUGAUACUGAAGUUUAAUGCUAGUAAGGGAAUUUAAGAGCUUGCCCUUAAUUCAGGCAUUGGCAUAUGACGGUGUCAGCUUACAUGGAUAUAAGUUGCAUUUAAAAUAAGACAAGCGGUAGUGCCUUGUAAAUAAUUGCACUACAAAUGAGCAUUGACUAAGCAUGUUUGAGUUCCCCCUGUUGGAACAACAUGACAGUGCCAUAGUUACAGAAAUGUACAUGCUGACAACUAGGAGCAUGAUGCAACAAUGUUUAUUAUUGCAUUAUAUGUACAGGAUUUUAUUGAUAACUGCAAUUUUAUUAUCUUAAUAUAUACAAUGUUCUUGAUGGUUGA
Cryptomeria japonica (Japanese cedar) is the source of this 2287-nucleotide messenger RNA. RefSeq names its product phosphatidylglycerophosphate phosphatase PTPMT2. Gene Ontology annotation, biological process: protein dephosphorylation. The transcript has 7 exons. Lineage: Eukaryota; Viridiplantae; Streptophyta; Pinopsida; Cupressales; Cupressaceae. Gene Ontology annotation, molecular function: phosphatidylinositol-4,5-bisphosphate 5-phosphatase activity; protein tyrosine/serine/threonine phosphatase activity. The record is from RefSeq and is a predicted model, not a curated record. Bases 698 to 1792 code for a protein of 364 amino acids.